This is a messenger RNA of Merops nubicus (carmine bee-eater), 1896 nucleotides long. It is a transcript of the gene ASPG, whose product is annotated as asparaginase. Gene Ontology annotation, molecular function: asparaginase activity; protein binding. The transcript has 15 exons. The annotation marks the transcript as partial. Gene Ontology annotation, biological process: amino acid metabolic process. NCBI's taxonomy places the organism in Eukaryota, Metazoa, Chordata, Aves, Coraciiformes, Meropidae. The record is from RefSeq and is a predicted model, not a curated record.
GACUUGCUCCUGAGGCCAAUAAGUUAGUCAGCAGCUUGAAAACAAUGCCAAUGCUGCAUGACGAGGCGUUUGCCCACGAAACAAAACUGAACAACUUCCAUGAAUUUCCAGAUAACACACUGGUGCUCCCUGUCUCUAAGCAAAACAAAAGGAUUUUUUAUACAAUCCUGGAGCUCUCACCACUGCUUGAUUCUUCCAACAUGACCCCAGAUGACUGGGCCAAAAUUGCAAAGAAACUUGAGGAGCACUAUGAGAAGUAUGAUGGUUUUGUGAUCCUUCACGGCACUGAUACCAUGGCCUACACAGCUUCAGCUUUAUCCUUCAUGUGUGAGAACCUGGGUAAAACUGUUGUUCUGACAGGAUCUCAGGUGCCCAUAUACGAGCUGCAGAAUGACGGCCGAGCCAACCUUCUGGGGGCACUGCUAUUCGCCGGGCAGUUUGUGAUUCCUGAGGUGUGCCUGUAUUUUUAUAAUAAACUGUACAGGGGAAAUAGGGUGACUAAAGUGGAUGCUGGGAGUUUCAAUGCCUUUUCCUCACCUAACCUGCCUCCACUUGCAAAUGCUGAGGUUGAUAUUACAAUAAACUGGGAAACAGUGUGGAGAGCCAAUACCAAGAAGAAAUUCCGCGUUCACACCAAUAUGAACAGGAACGUUGGGCUUCUGCGGAUCUUCCCAGGAAUCACUGCUGCUGCUGUAAGAGCAUUUCUUCAGCCUCCAAUUGAGGGCAUUGUACUUGAAACUUAUGGAAGUGGCAAUGCCCCAAACAAAAGAGAAGACUUGCUGGAAGAGCUGAAGAAAGCAGCUGAACGAAAAGUCGUGAUUCUAAACUGUACCCAGUGCUUACGAGGGUCUGUUAAAACAGUCUAUGCAACAGGGCAGACUCUCGCUGAUGUUGGAGUAAUUCCUGGAGGUGAUAUGACACCAGAGGCAGCCCUUACUAAAUUGUCAUACACGCUCAGCAAGAGUAAGCUUAGCUGGGAGGAGAAAAGGCAGAUGCUGAGUGAGAAUCUAAGAGGAGAAAUGACUGUUGUACCCACAGGAGCCAAGAUCUCUCUGAGAGAUAGCAAGUUUAUUCAAGUGAUUGCCAAAUCUCUUAGUAUCAGCAGCAAGGAGGAGUUAGAAGCUGUAAGAGAUGCAUUAAUUCCACCUUUGGCUUGUGCUGCAGCUAAACUGGGUGACAUAGAUGCAUUAAGAGCCAUAGCAGAAAUGGGUGGAAAUUUGAGCUGUGGAGACUAUGAUGGCCGAACUCCACUUCAUAUUGCAGCCUCUGAAGGGCAUUUACCAUUAGUUGAGUAUUUGUUGACAUCUGGUGCGACUAUUUAUGCUAGAGACAGAUACGGAUCUACCCCACUGAUGAACGCAAUCAAGUUCAGGCACAUACAAGUGAUUAAUUUGUUACGAGAAACGGGAGCACACCUUUCAGGCCACGACUUGGAGAACAUUGGAACAACACUCUGCAGCCUUACAGCUAAAGGUGAUGUGGAUGGGCUGUAUGCCUGGUACCUAGCUGGUGCAGACCUGGAGCAAACUGGUUAUGAUGGCAGGAAUCCCCGACAAGUAGCAGAGGCUACGGGGCAUAAGAAGGUUCUUGACUUCUUUAGAGAAAAGAAGUAAAGAAGAGGCUGUAGAAGAUGGUCACUCCUCUUCAGAAAUACCAGCUUUGAGCAUUCAUGGAGUUAAGCCAUUAUAGAAGGAAAAGAAGAAAGGAACAAUGGUAGCUGCACUUGGAGCAUACAGGAAAGCUAGAGCUUAGAAAUGUUUUUUAUUUAGAGUUACAUUAAGUUCUUACUGACUUUCUAAAAAUUAUUUGCUGCUUUAUCUUUUAACCACUUCUUUUUAAAAGAAAUUUUUAUAAACAGGUGAGGCUGGGAUGUAUUGCCUUUACUGUACACAUUCU